Molecule: messenger RNA, 2113 nt
Organism: Cryptomeria japonica (Japanese cedar)
Lineage: Eukaryota; Viridiplantae; Streptophyta; Pinopsida; Cupressales; Cupressaceae
Product: triacylglycerol lipase OBL1
Exons: 5
Coding region: 292-1851 (519 amino acids)
Biological process (GO): lipid metabolic process
Molecular function (GO): triacylglycerol lipase activity
Source: RefSeq, a predicted model, not a curated record
GAAAAUUUCAAGAAACAUGCUUGUGGCGAGUUCUACGAAAACAUUCCGACUUUCUGGUCGAUGUUGCCAGUUUUCAUGGGGAAGUGAGAAAGAAUUUGCUCACCAUCAACGGUGAGAACUCAAUCCAUUGAUGUGGAAAUGAACAGACACCGUAGAUGUGACGUCUCAGCCUUCCUGAAGACAUCGGUGAGCCAACAAACUUCUAACUGUAAGAAAAACACUAAGGAAGGCGACCGUUUGUCAUGAGAAAAGAAGGCAAAGACUGAGGAUUUUAAAUGCCCGGAACCAGUUAUGAAUGCCCAUAUUAUGUGCUGGUUUACUCCCAAUUUUCCAAAUUUAUUCAGGGCCACCAAGAUGUGUGAUGAAUGCCUCAUUUUACAUCCUGAGAAUGGAGGAACUCUACAGCUCCUCCGUUCUCUUUUCCUGGCCGGAAAUGAGCAUGACUUCGUAGAGUAUUCUGAGCAUUUUAGGCCUCGUCACAGAGACCAGAAUAAAUGGAUUAUCAAAAUUUCCAUUCUUGUAUUAAAACUUUUCCAUUCUGUGGCUAAGCCCAUGGCCUGGGUUGGAUUUUGCAUUGAGUUUAUGUUGAAUCUUUUAUCGGACAAUGGAGGAUUUACAGGACUAAUUUGCAAGGUUCUAAAAGGGGAUGGCGUGAUAAAACCCAAGAGGGGCACAGAAAACUUCAUCAGCGCCAUUGGAUACUUGGAUGGCCGUCUGGAUUUAGACCAUAGUGCCGAAAAGAUUAUCAAAUCGGGAAGCAGAUAUUGCGCAGAUAUCUGUAUAAUGGCUUCAAAAUUGGCAUAUGAAAAUGAGUCUCUUAUCAAGAAUGUGGUCACCAAUCACUGGAAGAUGCAUUUCGUGGAGUUCUUCAGCUGCUGGAAUCAAUUCUUGAAAAAAAAAUCCACCCAUGCCUUCAUAUUCUGUGAUAAAGCAGAAAAUGCAGAACUGGUGGUGAUUGCAUUCAGAGGCACAGAACCAUUCGAUGCAAUCGACUGGAGCACUGACUUCGACAUCUCUUUGUAUAAAAUGGAACCAAUAGGGAGAACUCAUCUUGGAUUUCUUGAAGCAAUGGGCUUAGCAAAUCGUUCCAAUAAACAAGUUGCCCAAUUUCAUCUAAAACCCAAUACAAGCGAUGGGUUGCCAGACAAUGUCCCAGAAGACCAUGAAAAGCCUCUGGCUUACUAUGCCAUUAGAGAAAGAUUAGAAAAAUUGCUGGAGCAACACAAGGAUGCCAAGUAUAUUGUCACAGGGCACAGUCUGGGUGGUGCUCUUGCAGUAAUGUUUCCUACAAUACUACUUCUGCAUAACCGGAAAAAGCUCUUGGAAAAGCUGUUGGCAGUUUAUACAUUUGGGCAACCAAGAGUUGGUGAUGAACAGAUGGGAAAAUACAUGAAUAAAAACAUCAACGAACCUGAACCCAGGUACUACCGAGUAGUCUACAGCAAUGACCUGAUUCCCAGGUUGCCAUACGAUAAUAAAAUGUUCCUGUUCAAGCAUUUUGGAGCAUGCAUCUACUACAGUAGCUGCUACAAACAGAAAACAUUGAAGGAAGAACCCAACAGAAAUUUUUCUCUCUUAUACUACAUUCCAAAUUGCAUAAACGCAAUAUGGGAACUUAUACAGAGCUUCAUGAUUAGAUAUACAAAGGGAAAUGAUUUCAGAGAAGGGUGGUGUGGAAUAGUAUUUAGAUGCAUGGGGAUUGUUUUACCGGGCAUCUCGGCUCACAGCCCUGUCAACUACAUAAAUGCCAUUCGAUUGGGCCCACCUUCAUUUCAUGCGGCUGUUACAAACCGGAUUUCUGAGAGAAGUAUACAGAUGGACGGUGACCAGUACCACCAUCAUCAGAAUUAAUGCAUAAAUACAGAAUCUUUCUUUCAAUUUAAGAUGGCUGGGGGAUAAGAAUAAUAGCCCCCUGGUGUGACGCGUGCAAUUGUGCGUACACGUUAAGGUUGUGAUACAAAAGCAAGGAUUCUUUGUCGUUUUCACCGUCCUGUUUGCCUGGCUCGGUGUCGAAAAUAUCAUUUAUUUUUCAAGAUGCCAAUUAAUGAAGUGGCGUACUCUACUUUUAUUUAAGUUCUUUCCUCUCUCAUUUAAAAUCUAAAAUAGUAGCAGU